Budorcas taxicolor (takin) is the source of this 726-nucleotide messenger RNA. It is a transcript of the gene VGLL1, whose product is annotated as vestigial like family member 1. Gene Ontology annotation, cellular component: nucleus. The transcript is spliced from 4 exons. Bases 1 to 726 code for a protein of 241 amino acids. The record is from RefSeq and is a predicted model, not a curated record. Lineage: Eukaryota; Metazoa; Chordata; Mammalia; Artiodactyla; Bovidae. Gene Ontology annotation, biological process: regulation of transcription by RNA polymerase II.
AUGGAAGACGUGACGAAGACCACCGUCCACACACAGAGCCCUAUUAAAACUGAAUGGAAUUCCCGCUGUGUCCUUUUCACCUAUUUCCAAGGGGACAUUAGCAGUGUGGUGGAUGAACACUUCUCCAGAGCUCUGGGCAAUGUCAAGAGCCCCCAGGGACAGAACCCUUCCAGCCCGAGUGGAGAUGUGCUGCUGAGGAAUGAUAGUGACAUGCCUCCAAAUCAGUGGCGCUUCUCUGCUCCGUGGACAAAGCCACAGCCGGAAGUACCUUUUGCAAAUGGCGCCGCCAGCUGCAGCUUGAAUGGAUCUGGUCUCAUGCCUAUGGAUCAGUACCCACUGUCCCUGACUGGGGGCCCCUCCGUUCAACCUGGCGAGCUGUGGCAUUUCUCCUCCCUCGCCAGCCCCAGCUUCCCAGAGCCUGGCUACCCUCAUGCUUUUUCCACUGGGCACUUGGUUCCGGAGCCCCAGCCUGAGGGGAAGUAUGAGCCCCUCCUAAGUCUCCUCCAGCCAGAGAGAUGCCUAACCCAUCCUCAAGAAUCUGCCUCGUGGGAGGAUGGCAACUCUGCCCAGAUGGCCGGAAGCACAGGAUUGCUCUUCAACCUGCCUCCCAGCUCAGCCCACUUUAAGAAAAUCUAUUUCCCCCCUGAUGGGGGACCUGCCGGUGCCAGCUUUGCAGUUGAAAGAAGCCAGUCUCCAGAGAGAAGAAGAGAUCUGUUCUUUUAUUGA